Dentiscutata heterogama is the source of this 372-nucleotide messenger RNA. The record is from the annotation of a GenBank genome assembly. NCBI's taxonomy places the organism in Eukaryota, Fungi, Glomeromycota, Glomeromycetes, Diversisporales, Gigasporaceae.
AUGGAUUUAAUAAAUGAUGUUUGGACAAUUAUUGGAGCUAAUGAUGAAAGUGUAAAUACAGGAAAUUCUGUAUCCUUUAAUACAGUAAUUGGACUUAAGCAUCAAGCGACGGAAAUAUGUUUACAUUCUCAUAGUACGAGUUAUGGAGUCACACCCAAAUCCAAAUAUCAGCAAGUGACACUCAGUUCGGGUAGAAAUGUUAACGAUGAUUGGCAAAUUAGGCGUUUUGGUCCUGACGCUUCCUAUAGUCGUUUGCUGAAUGGAGACGUAAUUAGUCUUUUCCAUAUUAGUACUGGUAAACCAGCACUUUACAGUCAUCCCGUUCUAUUGGAUGACGGAAGUCAAGAGUGGCUCAUUAAAUUAAUUGAAUGA